This is a messenger RNA of Gloeophyllum trabeum ATCC 11539, 993 nucleotides long. Its product is annotated as DNase I-like protein. Gene Ontology annotation, biological process: base-excision repair. The annotation marks the transcript as partial. The transcript has a single exon. Gene Ontology annotation, molecular function: phosphoric diester hydrolase activity; double-stranded DNA 3'-5' DNA exonuclease activity; DNA-(apurinic or apyrimidinic site) endonuclease activity. Lineage: Eukaryota; Fungi; Basidiomycota; Agaricomycetes; Gloeophyllales; Gloeophyllaceae. The record is from RefSeq and is a predicted model, not a curated record. Gene Ontology annotation, cellular component: nucleus.
AUGCGUGAGCAACGCAUUGGUAUCCUUGCCCUGCAGGAAACCCACCUAUCCGAAGAAUAUGUCCAUGACAUCCACAAAUUGUAUGGCCGUCGACUGUUUGUUAUCAACUCUGCUGACCCGCAGCGACCAACGGCAUCAGCGGGUGUCGCCUUCAUACUCAACCGAGAAAUUACAAACACUGCGGAUAUAGAGGUGGUAGAACUCAUACCUGGCCGCGCUCUACUGCUCUUCUCCACCUGGCAUAAGUCCAAGAAAUUCUCAAUCCUGAACGUUUACGCACCGAAUGAUUACACCAAACACCCAGAAUUCUGGCGAGAACUGUCCUCACCCUGGGCAAACAACCACCUCCCUAAACCCGACUUCAUGUUGGGUGACUUCAACCUGGUCGAGGAUCCUAUCGACAGAUCCCCACCACAUACUGACCCAAUACCAGCCACGGAUGCCCUCCGAGACGCACGCCUCACCCUCGAUGUUGUUGACGCUUGGCGUACAGACAACGGUAAUGACCGAACCUAUACUUACAUGAGUGCCCGCUCCCACUUCUCCCGUAUAGACAGAAUAUACGCACGACGUUCCCACUUAACUACCAUACGUGACUGGCAAAUAUGCCAAUCCAUAGUCCCAACUGACCAUAAACUCACCUCCAUCCGUUUUGCACCUACUGAUGCACCCCAAAUUGGCAGUGGCCGCUGGACAUGGCCGCUAGGCCUACUCAAUGACAACACACUCCUUGGGCAGGUUGAGGCCCUAGGAAUCUGCCUGAUCCAAGCCAUGCGGUCUGCAAAGGACACAAGAACAGCAACGGCAAACCCACAACGGCUAUGGGAAGAGUUUAAGCAAGCCAUCACCAACAUUGCUAAGAAAUAUGCUAAGACCUCCAUGGCGAAACUAACACACCGACUUCGAGCCCUGCAGGCUGAACUGAAACAAACCCAAAAUGACCCCAGUUUCGAUGACUCAGUGGAUCUCAGAAAACAUGCAAUGCUCCUGGAA